This is a messenger RNA of Teleopsis dalmanni, 546 nucleotides long. RefSeq names its product alpha carbonic anhydrase 8-like. Lineage: Eukaryota; Metazoa; Arthropoda; Insecta; Diptera; Diopsidae. The transcript has 2 exons. The record is from RefSeq and is a predicted model, not a curated record. The coding region runs from base 1 to 546 and encodes 181 amino acids.
AUGACUCCUGUGGAGAUUGAUUUUGCUGCCCGUACUCUUGAAAGCAUUUUCACCUCCACAAUUGAGGACCAUGUUCCGAAGAAAUUCCUCGUGAUUGCUUUUGCUCUUUUGGCUUGUGCCUAUGCUGACGUUUCUGAGUUGGGCUACAACUACCCUCAACCAGCUCCUGCUCCAGCGCCAGUACCACAGCCUGCUCCUCAACCUCAACGUUCUUAUGUACCACCACCACAACCUGCUCCAAUUGCACCAGCACCAGCACCGGUACAUCACGAAGAAUUAUCUUUACCAAUUGCUCCAGCACCACAACCAGCUCCUGCACCAGUCAACACAUAUAUUCCACCUCCAGCACCAGCACCAGUUGCUCCAGCACCAGCUCCAGUACAUCAUGAACAAUUGUCCCUUCCCAUUGCUCCUGCACCUGUUGCUCCAGUAAAUACAUACAUACCACCAGCACCUGCACCAGCUCCUGUUGAAAUUGAACAACCAGCUGAAGAUGGUUACCGUUACAGAACUGUACGCCGUCGCGUCUUCAGACACCGUGCUUAA